AAAAUUGUUUAGAUAAUUUUUGACGUAGUUUUGGGCCUGGUAUCAUAAAGAUUUGAUAAAAAAGGUCAUUUUCGAUUAAGAUUAUACAAAAAACCGGAUCAGAAUAUUUUUCGAGCAGAUGUGAAUAUACUCCCUGGACUAACUGGUGCUGUGGCAAAUUCCGACGACUUGUGACAAUUUUUGUCAAACAAGUGUCGUGUCAUAUUUCCUAUAAAAUUUCGUAAGGUCCUUAUCUCAAAAAAAUGCCUGACGAAGUAGAUCACGUACUGCUCAACGCUUUGCUACCUCAAUUAUGUAAGCAUAAAUCAAGAAUCGAAGAUUAUUUCAUAGUUAAACCUGGAAAACAACAGACAGAGGAAGAGGCGGAACAUGAAGAGAAAGCUGUGCAAAGUUCAAACUUUUACGUAUUUCAUGAUCCUAACAUAAAUAUUCCUCAUCCAGAACCAAACGUUUAUGCUUACUUAGAUAAGGAAGGCAUUCUCACCUUACUCAGUUGUAAAAAUACUAAGAUGGUCAGGAAAAAAAUUGGUGGGUAUAUGGAUUUUCUGUGAAUCUUGGUACGACGCAUUUCGCCAUAUUCAUUAGCUGAGAUGUUCAAAUUACAGAAGUUUGAAAAUAGAUUCUUUACUAAAUGCUCAUCAUCCCAAAGGAACUCCAAGAUACAUAUUCAUUGAACUAAUGUACAAUGUAGUGAAAUUUUGCAAGAAAGCACAAUUUAAUUUGGAAAAAUGUGGUGCUAUUUUAUCCACAUUUUAUAUGACCCACAAUUAUGUUAUCAGUAGAUUCGAUGUGUCUGCAGAAAAAAUCUACAACUACUUCAAGGACCUUGUCAUGUGUCACAGCUUACCAUUUCCCCCAAGUAAUUUAAAAAUAUUGUCCCAUGCUGAUGCCACCUCUGUGAUGAGUCUGUUUUGCAAAAUGUAUUUGAGAAACUUGCCACUCAUAAGGUUUCUCUGUUCACCAAAUUUUGCCUUUCAAUGGCAGUAUGAACUGUCAGUGGAAGAGCUACCAGAAAAACCCAAGGACAAGAAAGGGAACAAAAAAGAAAAGGGUGGCAAGAAAGCUACUGAUAAAGGAACCAAAAAAGGCAGUAAAAAAUAAACUAUUUACAUUUUAUUAAUGAACCAUUACAUAAUAAAACUAUUUUUCAUCUUGUAA
Molecule: messenger RNA, 1158 nt
Organism: Acanthoscelides obtectus
Lineage: Eukaryota; Metazoa; Arthropoda; Insecta; Coleoptera; Chrysomelidae
Source: the annotation of a GenBank genome assembly